AUGAAGCUGACCAACGCGAUCCUUUCUGUGCUCGCCUCUCAGGCGACGGCGCAACUCAUCGACAUUCAGGUCGGCGACACCGCCAGACUCGACAUCAUGCGCCAAGCAGCUGAAGCCUCAGCCCGCGGUGAUAAAGCCAAAGCCGCCCAAUUAAUGGAUCAAAUCCGCAUUUCAGACUCCACCUUCAACGAACAAUCUCUCUGGAAAACAGAUUGCCGCAUACGCUCUCAAUUCGAAGCUGAGAUCUACACCGUUCCCGAUCCCUCGCGUGCACCUAAAGAAAUCGCAUGGGCGAUGGAGUUCCUCGAUAACCAUUGGAAGACAGACGACGGUCGUGAUCUUCCGUACCCUGGUGACUUUGAUCGCUUCAUGCAUCCCGAUGGAUUCAGAGUUAUGCGUACGGAUUAUAAGAAUCUUCCUUGGGCUGUGCGCAAGUAUCAUGAGGAGCUUGUCAAAGAGGGUAAACAGAUGGAGCGCAAGUUCAUCGCUGAGAUUGAUGGGAGCGCGUUCUUUGCGCCGGGUGUUGUUACGUGGUUGGCGCCUUUGUUUGCGGGAAGUAAGGUUGAGCCCGGAAAGGAUGCGUGCGAGGUAGAUGAUCUUGUUAAUUUUAGCAACUGGCAUAAGAAGAAGCCUGCUGCUGACGGUGUCAGGUAUACCUUUUCGUAUGGUGGAAAGGUUCAGAUCGGAGAUCAUAUCACGGUUGAGGUGCACGCUCAGAGGUCUUCUAAGCAAGGUGCUAUGAAGGAAGCCGAGAAGACCGGGGAAGGUGAGGACACUGAGGGAACUGAGGAGCUGUAA
Fusarium redolens is the source of this 798-nucleotide messenger RNA. RefSeq lists its product as uncharacterized. The record is from RefSeq and is a predicted model, not a curated record. NCBI's taxonomy places the organism in Eukaryota, Fungi, Ascomycota, Sordariomycetes, Hypocreales, Nectriaceae. The transcript has 2 exons. Bases 1 to 798 code for a protein of 265 amino acids.